Messenger RNA from Pipistrellus nathusii (Nathusius's pipistrelle), 1647 nucleotides. Lineage: Eukaryota; Metazoa; Chordata; Mammalia; Chiroptera; Vespertilionidae. The record is from the annotation of a GenBank genome assembly.
AUGGACAAUAUGUCUAUUACAAAUACACCAACAAGCAAUGAUGCCUGUCUGAGCAUUGUACAUAGUUUGAUGUGCCAUAGACAAGGUGGAGAGAGUGAAACAUUUGCAAAAAGAGCAAUUGAAAGUUUGGUAAAGAAGCUGAAGGAGAAAAAAGAUGAAUUGGAUUCGUUAAUAACAGCCAUUACUACAAAUGGAGCUCAUCCUAGUAAAUGUGUUACCAUACAGAGAACAUUGGAUGGAAGGCUUCAGGUGGCAGGCCGGAAAGGAUUUCCUCAUGUGAUCUAUGCCCGUCUCUGGAGGUGGCCUGAUCUUCACAAAAAUGAACUAAAACAUGUUAAAUAUUGUCAGUAUGCAUUUGACUUAAAAUGUGAUAGUGUCUGUGUGAAUCCAUAUCACUAUGAACGAGUUGUAUCACCUGGAAUAGAUCUCUCAGGAUUAACAUUGCAGAGUAAUGCUCCACCAAGUAUGUUGGUGAAGGAUGAAUAUGUACAUGACUUUGAGGGACAACCAUCAUUAUCCACCGAAGGGCAUUCGAUUCAAACCAUCCAGCAUCCCCCAAGUAAUCGUGCAUCAACGGAGACAUACAGCACCCCAGCUCUGCUAGCUCCAUCCGAGUCUAAUGCUGGCAGCACCACCAACUUUCCCAACAUUCCUGUGGCUUCCACAAGUCAGCCUCCCAGUAUACUGGCAGGCAGCCAUAGUGAAGGAUUGUUGCAGAUAGCUUCAGGGCCUCAGCCAGGACAGCAGCAGAAUGGAUUUACUGGUCAGCCAGCUACUUACCAUCAUAACAGCACUACCACCUGGACUGGAAGUAGGACUGCACCAUACACACCUAAUUUGCCUCACCACCAAAACGGCCAUCUUCAGCACCACCCGCCUAUGCCGCCCCAUCCCGGACAUUACUGGCCAGUUCACAAUGAGCUUGCAUUCCAGCCUCCCAUUUCAAAUCAUCCUGCUCCUGAGUAUUGGUGUUCCAUCGCUUACUUUGAAAUGGAUGUUCAAGUAGGAGAGACAUUUAAGGUUCCUUCCAGCUGCCCUAUUGUUACUGUUGAUGGAUAUGUGGACCCUUCUGGAGGAGAUCGCUUUUGCUUGGGUCAACUCUCCAAUGUCCACAGGACAGAAGCCAUUGAGAGAGCAAGGUUGCACAUAGGCAAAGGUGUACAAUUGGAAUGUAAAGGUGAAGGUGAUGUUUGGGUCAGGUGCCUCAGUGACCAUGCAGUCUUCAUACAGAGUGACCACUUGGACACAAAAUGUAAGGCUGUGUAUGGGAUAGGUGUUCACAAGAUCUGCCCAAAAACGAGUCAAAAGGUCUUUGAUUUGACUGAGUAUUAUAAUCUAAUCCUGAGGCAUCUGCUCUACAUAGAUAUGAUAGGGGAUACCCUGGAAACACCCGGGUCCGAAGUCUUCCCUCUCCCUGGAGCACAAGGUGAAACACUUGUAAGCCAUCCUUCACUGAUGGGGGUGAAAGACCUACAGGACAUAUGCAUCCUCAGGAUGAGUUUUGUGCAAGGCUGGGGAUCGAAGUACCCAAGUCUGAGCAUCAAGGAAACUCCUUGCUGGAUUGAGAUUCACUUGCACCCGGCCCGCGAGCUCCUAGACAAAGUUCUCCAGGCCCUCUCUGUCACCCGUUCACAACGUGUGCACUGA